Messenger RNA from Cylicocyclus nassatus, 1021 nucleotides. The record is from the annotation of a GenBank genome assembly. NCBI's taxonomy places the organism in Eukaryota, Metazoa, Nematoda, Chromadorea, Rhabditida, Strongylidae.
AGAUGUUUUCCUACCUAUGAUCAGUCGCAAUGGCGUGUUUUCGCUAAUAAUAGUUACCAAGCAGCUGACUAUGCAAAGCUGUUUUCGGAAUUCAUUACAAAAUGUUCUCUGCAAUCCAUUUAUGAAGAAAAUCGAAUCUUACGAGUCCAAAGAGAAACGCGGAACACUUCGAAGGACCUUGCAACCAAUGAUGAGAGCGUGAUGACGCAUUCUUGACCGAAUCUUGUCAAAUUGUUGGUUACGUCACAGCUCCACCGGUAAUGCCUCUCUAGCAUCCUCUUGAUGGUAUUAUAAAAGCGUUGGAGCGCAAAUCAUCAAACAAUCUGAGUGCUAUGAGUCUACUCCGACCGAGCUCUCUUCUCCUGGUCUUUCUUUUCCAGUCGUUGCCUUAUUGUGAAGCAAAACCAGCAAGACAGAGCGUUGAAGAAGACGUCGGUCACAGGCGCUAUAAACGAGCUCUCUUCGGAUUUGGUCAUAUGGGUAGUGGCGGAGGUAGGGAUAAUAGUGGCGGCCUAAACGGUCUCUAUCGUGCCACCGGGAUAAUGGAUGUGAUUAGUAGCGGACUGAGGUUAGGCACGGAAGCAACAAAUCUUGGAGGAUCUAUCUUAUCGUAUGGAAUGCCCCAGGGGCAAUUUGGUGCACUACCGCAGGCACAAUUCGGUGCACCGCAGCAGUUUGGUGCGCAAGCGCAAUAUUCAUCGGAUAUGGAGUUACAAACUCUACAAGAUACACAGCCGCAGGCUUGUUCUACGGAAUUUUCGUAUUACGCCUCCAAUGGUAGUCCAGUCUACCUGUGUGACUGUCCGAAUGGAAUCUCCUAUCAGUACCUACGAUGUGUAAAUCCAGUAGAUUAAAGCAUAAAAUUUAGCACAACCUGAUCUCGCAGACAUAUAGGCCCGUAGUAAACCCCGUCAGGACAUCUCCCUUGAGACGGAUUGAGUUGAGCGUAGGAUGAAUCAGUUCGACAUCCAGCGAGCUAUUGAUCUGGUUGAGUUGAUCGUUCUGUAGAAAUGAUAAGGGU